Sporothrix schenckii 1099-18 is the source of this 2643-nucleotide messenger RNA. Its product is annotated as C6 transcription factor. Gene Ontology annotation, molecular function: DNA-binding transcription factor activity, RNA polymerase II-specific; DNA binding; zinc ion binding. Gene Ontology annotation, biological process: regulation of DNA-templated transcription; DNA-templated transcription. The transcript has 3 exons. NCBI's taxonomy places the organism in Eukaryota, Fungi, Ascomycota, Sordariomycetes, Ophiostomatales, Ophiostomataceae. The record is from RefSeq and is a predicted model, not a curated record. Bases 1 to 2643 code for a protein of 880 amino acids.
AUGGCCUCUGCUCCGACAGGCUCCAUGUCGACCUCGACGCCGGCGUCCGUCGCACAGCCGGUCGUACAGACGCUGUCCCCGGCGAGAAGGGCAGACAUUGCCGCAGCAUCGCCGGCCUACCGCAUCCAGCAACGCCGGAGCACCGCGCCCAAGCGGGUCGUCGAGCGCUCCUGCAUCGUGUGCCACCGCCGCAAAGUGCGCUGCGACAAGACCAUGCCGUGUGCCGGCUGCGUGCGGUCGGGCGUGCUGUGCUGCUACCCGUCCAACAAGCGGGCGCCGCGGCAGUCCAAGACGACGAUUGCAGACAUUGCGUCGCGGCUGGUGCAACUGGAGCGGACCAUUGUGGCCGUGGCGGGCGGCGACGGGGACACCAAUGAGGACGAAAGCGGAGGCUACGAGAGCGACACAGCGCGGCCAAGCCACAGUGCCGCUAGUGGCAGUCACAGCCUGGCCGCCGCGCUGGAAAGACGUGCUGGCCGUGCCGUACCGACGUCGCGUUCGGCAACCAUGACGUCGAGCCAUGGCGGCGACAGCCACUCAAGCGGAACAUCUGACAGAGGAGGCACGAGUGAAGACCAUCCGUCGCCGUUUCGUGACGGGUCACUGAGUAGGAAAGGUGCAGCAAAACGGGAGAUGCUUCUCCACAACGCCUACGCAAGCCGUUACAUCAACGAGAUGCUCUUGUCCAAGAUUCUCGAAGCGGAAGAAGAAUUUCGGUCGGCGUUGGCGUCACCCAAGGACAGCGAGCAAGACGCCGAGCCUGUCUUUCCCCAAGGCGCUUCUGCAACGGCGGCACCCGCCAUAACGCUCUUUGGCUUGGUCGCGAGCGGCUGCCAGAGCAUCCCAUGCACGCUGUCCUCCGGGGACGCCAAUGCGAAUGCCGCGUUCCACCCGCCCAAACGACAGGCCAUACAGCUGUGGAACGAGUACCUGCAUUCUGUCGAACCCAUGAACAAGGUCUUGCACGUGCCAACAGCCGAAGUGAGCGUAUUCACGGCCAUCCACAGCCCCGAGAAGACGGAUCCCGCUUUUGAGAGUCUGUUGUUCUCGAUCUAUUACGCAACGGUCACGUCCUAUCAGCCGGCCGCGUACCAAACUGCCUUUGGCGAGGACAAAGCCGUCGCCCUUGACCGGUACCGCGCUGGCAUGGAGCGAGCGCUGGUCCAGGCGCGGUUCCUCGAGUCGCCCAGCCUGCCCACUCUGCAGGCAUUGACGCUGUUCUUGAGAAUGUCCCGCGCGCACAGCCCCGGGCAGUCCAUCUGGGUGCUGUACGGCAUGGUCGUACGGCUGGCGCAGUCGAUCGGCCUUCAUCGUGACGGCGCCAAUUUUAACCUGACGCCCUUUGAGUCUGAAAUGCGCCGCCGCGUAUGGGGCCACAUGAUCAAGCAGGACGACCGCGCCUCCGAGGACCAUGGCAUCGACAUCGACCUGACGGAAACCGACGUCGACAUCCAAGAAGCCCUCAACGUAAACGACCGCGAGCUCCACCCGGACAUGACGGUUCUGCCCACGCCGCAGAUGCGCUGGACGGAGAUGACCCUGCCCGUGUGCAUCCGCCGGCUGGGCACUACCAUGGCGUACGUGACGCAUCUCGUGGCAGAGACGAAAGCGUUACGGCGCGCAGGAAGUUCCGGACUGGCCCGCCAUGCCUCCUCGCCCGACUUGCCAUUGACCGAAGAGCGCCGCCGCGCCAUCAUGGCCACCCGCAACGCCUACGUCGAGGAGCUGCUCCAGCAGUGCAACAUGGUCGUCCCCGUGCAGCGCUUCGCCUACAAGACGGUGCGCCUCAUCCAGCGGAAAAUGGAGUUUAUCACGCGCCUGCAGCUGGCGGCCGCGCUGGCCACCACCGGCUGGCCGCGCCGCGCGGGGGGGAACCCCCGCUGCGCCGUCGCCAGCGACGGCGUCCUGGCGCUCGCCUGCGAGGUGAUGGAGCUCAAUGUCGACAUUAUGGAAGACGAGCUGAUCCAGGACUACCGGUGGGCGGCCGAGAUCUACCCGCAGUACCACCCGCUGCUGUACGUGCUAUGGCACCUGUUCGUGGAGCCGAUCCCGGCCUACCCCGCCGACAAGGCGGCGCUGCGGGCGCGGGCGUGGGCCGUGGCCGACAGCAUGUACGAGAUGGAGGAUGCGCGGCAGGCGCGGCAGAGCGCGCGGGGGGGCCGGAACUCCAAGUGGGCGCUGCUGACGAUGCUGCGGGAGAAGGCGCUGCGGGCGCAGGCGGCGUUGGACGGGAAGGCGAUGCCCGAGAACGGGAAGACGUUGGAUUCAAAUUCGGAUUCGACUGUGCCGCUUCCCGACGAUGGAGACAACGUCCAUACGGACGACGAUGGAACGAGCGCAAAUCAGUCCGGCGUGUCCAUCACAAACGGAGCCGCGCCGGCCUCUGGGUCUGCUCUUGCGGGGACUCUUUCAGCGUUGGGUGGUCCAGCAGAUGCUGCGGCUGCUGCUCUUCCUUCGUCGGCUCCUCCUUUGGAUGGAGGCUCUGGCUAUGGGCAGCCGACAUUUGCGGACGCGGACAUGACAGAGUUUCUCGGGGACAGCGCACUGGGCCUGGACAUGGACGUGGACUGGGUGCGCGGGUUUAUGGACUGGAACACGGUGGAAGACGAUUUUCGGAUGCGCACAUACGAUGUGAAUACUUAA